UACAAAAGACAGAAAGGUUGUGAGAUCAGCCUACCUGAGGAGCCUCAACCAACAUCUACCACUCUGAGAUCCACCUGUUCCUCUGCCAAGGAGGGGUAAAAAUGAGUCAGAUCACAGCACUAGUCCUCUUUACAGUCCUCUUGAACCUCUUCAGUCAAGCUGAAGCAAAUCCAUUUGUUUACAACUAUGAGGCAUUGAGGAUUGGAGGUUUGGUCUUCACAGGCCUGCUUGUAGCCGGAGGGGUUGGAGUUUUAUGUUCGGGCCAGUGCAAAUCAAAGAGAAAGGGCAAUGCAGAUGCAAGCAAUAUCUGAGGAUCAAGCAUUUCACCUGUCAAAACUUUUAUUGCAAUCUUGAGAAUAAAAGAUGAAUGUAUUUUUUCCUAUUCCUGUUUAGAAAAUACAGAUGGAUACUAGCUCAACAAAACUAUUUUAUUGCAGGUUUCAAUUAUGUAAUUUAUGUGAUUUAUACAUUCACUGUGUUGUAAUCCCUGCCCAAACCACUAAACUGCUCCAAAAAUUGAACUACAUUAUAUAAAUUCUGUAUGUUUUUUUUCUCCAAGUGAAAGAUGAGCCACCCAACAACUGUGUUCUGUGCUUUAAUAAAGGUUCUCAGUUUUGGUCCUGUAA
This is a messenger RNA of Triplophysa rosa, 626 nucleotides long. RefSeq names its product FXYD domain containing ion transport regulator 11 (gene fxyd11). Gene Ontology annotation, molecular function: sodium channel regulator activity. Bases 102 to 311 code for a protein of 69 amino acids. Lineage: Eukaryota; Metazoa; Chordata; Actinopteri; Cypriniformes; Nemacheilidae. Gene Ontology annotation, cellular component: membrane. The record is from RefSeq and is a predicted model, not a curated record. The transcript is spliced from 7 exons. Gene Ontology annotation, biological process: regulation of sodium ion transmembrane transporter activity.